Nicrophorus vespilloides is the source of this 2639-nucleotide messenger RNA. Its product is annotated as mitotic spindle assembly checkpoint protein MAD1-like. Lineage: Eukaryota; Metazoa; Arthropoda; Insecta; Coleoptera; Silphidae. The record is from RefSeq and is a predicted model, not a curated record. Gene Ontology annotation, biological process: mitotic spindle assembly checkpoint signaling; attachment of mitotic spindle microtubules to kinetochore. The transcript has 3 exons. Gene Ontology annotation, cellular component: kinetochore; nuclear envelope; mitotic spindle. The coding region runs from base 219 to 2462 and encodes 747 amino acids.
UGUAAAAACAUCGUGAGUUCGAUAAAUGCAUACCGAAAAAUAAUGCUUGUUUGCACUUGCAUGCAUCUCUUUUUACUGGUCAGAAAUUUAAGUGUAAUCAAUCUGUCUCCCUCCCACCCUUGUUUAUAGUUGGGUGUUUUCGUCGUCGGCGUCUAGAUUAGUUAAUCGGGAAGUCGAAUUUACAGGUUAUAUGGAAAGCCGUGUGAUUUGCAAUAACAAUGUCUUCUAAAGACAGUGUGAAUGAUACGAUAAUACAUAUGGUUACUGAUUUGAUACCGAACAAUUCCAAGCGUCUGUUGAUGAUGAAUACUCCACUGAAGAGGCCAAGGAUUUCGAACCCUGAUUCCGUGAUGGAUAAGCAACAACAGAAACGGCCGAAAUGCCCAAGCCCGGGUAGUGAAGAAGCAACACCCGUUAAGAGAUUCAAGGAAAACGAUUUAUUCUACGUAGGUUCACCCAGGGAAAUCAGGAGGUUAAGGUCAGAUUUAGUGGACGCAAGGAAUAAAAUUGAAAAUUUCGAAAAUCGAAUUGCCUCUUUACAUACAGCUCGUAAAAGCAUUGAAAUCAUGUAUGACAAAGAAGUGAAUGAACUAAAGACUCAAAGAGAUAAAGAUAAGAAGAGCAUUGAGGAGCUAGAAAGUCAGUUGCAAUCUAUUCGUAAGAGGGAACAGACUUUGAAGAAGGAGCUAUUUGAUUGUAAUAUGAACUACAAGAUAUUAAAAAAUAACACUGACAUGCAGAUUCAGAAGUUAGAUUCAAGUAUAUCUACUUUAAAAACAGAAAUGCAGUAUUCUACUUCUGAUGAAAACAAUGAGGUAACUGCUUUGAAAAGGAAGAUUUCUGAGUUGGAAUAUAUCUAUAAAGCUGCACAAGAAGAAACUGAAGCUCACAAGAGUUUGGUUGUAGAACUGAACAAACGUGUUGCUGACAGAUCUAAUAUAGAAGGACAACUUGAAAUCAAAACUCAAGCAUUGGCAAAAGCACAUUUACAAAUUAAGGAUAUAUCUUUUAGUAAAGCAAGCUACCUUGAAUACCAACAGCAAUCCAAGACUCAACAGCAUAAGUUAAUAGCAUUCAGUGACUUGGAGAAAGAAAAUAUUAAGCUGCGUGAGGAAGUGAAAAAUUUGAAAGAUGAAGUUCAUAAUAAGUUGGUCUUAGAGGAGGAGGUGCAUAGUUUGAAAACACGUUUACAAAAUUUUAAAGGAAUUGAUACUAAGUACACCAAUUUGCAAGUUACUAAUGCACAAACUGAAUUGUAUUUAGAAGAGUUCCGUGUUUUGGCCAGGAGCAUUUGUGAGACUUCAUCUGAUUCAUCAUUACCUAGAUUGCUGAGAGGUGUGCUUGAAAAUUUACAACAACAAGAAAUUAACUUGACAUCAGAAAAGAUUCAGUUAGAAUCUCAACUGUCACAAGUAAAUCAUGUUGCUAAAGUAGCUAAAGAUGAAUUGGAUAAGUCGCAGAAGCAUAUUGCUGAUCUGCAAAAAAAUGUUAAGCAGCAUCAAAAUUUAAUACACAGAAUGCAAAAGAAGUUGUCUUUGGUUGCUGGUGAAAGGGAUAGUUACAGAAAACAAUUGGACUCCUAUGAAAAGGAUUUGACUAUUUGCAUAAACCCAGCAAGCUUGGCUAAUCCUGGUGGAGUGCAAAUUCAGAGUCAGCAAGAACGCAUUAAAAAUUUGGAGAAAAUGGUUGAUGGUUAUAGAGAUAUGGUCCACAAGUUAGAAACUGAUUUGCAAAAUGUUGAACCAAACAUAGAAAUGGAAAUUACGCCUAUCAAAGCCCAACAGAUUUCUCGCUUGCAAGAUGAAAUUGAGAAGCUGAAUAACGAAAAUGCGAUGCUGAGAGAGCGUAAAGAUGUGUUGGAAAUACAACUUGAAGAAUAUCUGGUUGGCCAUGAUGAAACCAAGGCACGUAUUAUUCACAACGAAAAGAAUCCUCUUUCUGAAAUUGUGAAGUUACGUGGACAGGAAAAUGAAAAAUUGGAAGAAGAGGUUGACAGAUUGAAAAGGAAGAUCAAAAAUUUAGAAGAAGGUUUGGAGGCAAGCAGAUUAGCCGAUGAGACUACAGAUAAUAAGGAUAUUUUGGAAGUGAAGGAGCAAUUGCGUUCAUCAGAGCAACAUCUGCAAAGGCUUAAGGAGUAUUUCAAGAGUUCCAUGCAGGAAUUCAGAAAUGUCAGUUACAUGUUGCUUGGCUAUAAAAUAGAUAAGACUUCCAGUUCACAAUACAAGUUAACUAGUAUGUACGCAGAAAGACCGGAUGAUUUCUUAUCAUUCCGGUUAAAUAACGAUGGAGCAAUGAAUCUUUUAGCUAACGAAUUCAGUUCCAAUUUGCAUGAAAUGAUUGAUCUUCAUUUGCAUCACCAAAGAUCAAUACCGGUCUUUCUAAGCUCGCUUACUAUGGACUUAUUUAACAACAGAACUAUCACUAAAACUUUCGAAGUAGAAGACGAAAGUGACGAUGAUUAAUUUAAAUGUAGAAUAGAGUAGAUCUUUUGUUGUUUAUAUUUUAAAUGCAAAAGAAACUCGUUAUAUAUAUAUAUUUGUCAAGGUUCUAAGCCAGGACAGCUUUUGUAUUUAAUGUUAAAAGGUAUUUAGUUGUAUUGAUGUAAAAAAUGUUUCUAAAUAUAAGGUAAAUAAUCGAAA